UUAUCUAUUCUUAUGCCAAGUAUAAUAGAAACAUUCUAUCAAUUUCUUCUUUAAUUUUCGACCCUUUUCGUCCAAUUCAGCUCAAUUUUAUGUCAUCAGAUAAAUAACAUGACCAAUUGUGUGGUAGCUGCAUAUUUAUGAGUUGAUCUCUAGUAAUAUCCAAUUGAAGUUAAUUUAGCUAUUCAGAUUGCGGACUUGUUUUAAUGGGUGCUCUAAAGCUUUUGUGUUGUUUAUUAUUGUAAAAAUUAAUUAACUAAAAAAGGUCUCUAAUUUUGUUAUUUUUAGUUUUCAAAUAGCCUCGUUUCAAGUUUCACUUUAAGCCUCGAAAUUUGUUGGACCGACGACCUUGCCUUUUUCAAUGGGUGCUCCUAAGCAAAAAUGGACCGGAGAAGAAGAGGCAGCUCUAAAAGCCGGAGUACUCAAACACGGAGCUGGAAAAUGGCGCAUCAUACUUAAAGACCCAGAAUUCAACAUCAUUUUGUGUAAUCGCUCAAAUGUAGACCUCAAGGACAAAUGGAGGAACUUAACUAUGACGACAACAUCGAGAUCAAGGAAGAAGACAGAAAACAUUUUGUUUCUACCUCCACCUAAAGUUGAAAAUAAUAACCAAGAUUCGAGUGGAAUAUCAAGACUGGAUCAUGGGAUUGCGUCAACUUCAACAAAAAUACGCGAGGAAACAAGAAAUGAUUCUCCAAAAGCAACCGAGAGAAAUGAUGAUGUCAACUUCCUUUCAAAAUACGAAGAAAUCAAUGAAGAGAUUUUUAAAAUGAUGAAGGGUCUCACACCUGAACAGGCGGUAGAAGUAACUGCAAAAGCAAUGGAGGAGGCAGAAGCUGCCCUGACUAAGGCUGAUGAAGCAACUAAGGAGGCAGAGGUUGCUGAAGAUGAAGCAGAGGCUGCACGAUUGUUUGCAAAAGCAGAAAUGAAGAAAGCACUAAAAAUGCUCAAGAUUUAA
Medicago truncatula (barrel medic) is the source of this 955-nucleotide messenger RNA. Its product is annotated as telomere repeat-binding factor 2. The transcript has a single exon. The coding region runs from base 359 to 955 and encodes 198 amino acids. The record is from RefSeq and is a predicted model, not a curated record. Lineage: Eukaryota; Viridiplantae; Streptophyta; Magnoliopsida; Fabales; Fabaceae. Gene Ontology annotation, molecular function: double-stranded telomeric DNA binding.